UUCGCCUUCUUGGAAAAAAUAAAAAUCUGCAGUCGCCACCACCACCACCAAAUGGCCUAUGAGGAAGCUCGCAAGCUCCGUCUUCAAGAGAAUCACAAGAGAUUUCAGGAGUUAGGAAUUUCUCAGAUUUCUAAGGCACUACUGACUCAGAUUCCUAAGAAGACGCUUCAGCGUAAUCCUAAACCCAUCGAUAAAGCCCUCGUUGCUACUGCUGAACCAAGACGCUCUUCUCGUGUUCGCACCCUGGUUACUUCUUACCGCGAUGAUGUUGAUGUAGACACUGGUCGUACUUUGGAUCUGAGGAGAUCGCGGCGUAACUCGUCAUGGGCUAGCUACAUUGCACGCCCUGAAGAUGAAUGCAAGUUUGCUUCUUACGAAGAAAAGGUUGGAGCACUCAACGCUGCAGAGGAGUUCCAGAGCUGCCUUGAAUCUCCAUACCCUUCCUUUGUCAAAUCUAUGGUUCGCUCCCAUGUUUACAGUUGCUUUUGGCUGGGGCUUCCUUCAAGAUUCUGUGUGGACAAUUUUUCUGAAGAAACUAUAGAUGUAGUACUAGAGGAUGAAGAAGGCGAAGAGUAUGAAGCAGUUUACAUUGGGAAAAGAAGUGGGCUCAGUGGUGGUUGGAAAAAGUUUGCGCUUGAUCAUAAACUGGAUGAUGGUGAUGCUCUACUCUUCGAACUGGUUGAACCAAAUAGGUUCAAGAUCUACGUGUUUAGAGGAAACGAAAACGCUCAUCUAACAAGCGCAGGAAAGAGAGGCAGAGUGAAGCAAGGUGAAGAAGAAGAUAAGGAUGUUGAAGACUCCGGUGAUGAGGGAUACAUAUCAAGAACCACUAAGAGAUCAUCCGCAAGGUUACUAAGUAAGAGGAAAGCAUAAGAGAGCCUUGUUUUGUCUAUAUGCCCCAUAUAUUGGCCUUAUGACGCAUUUUGAUUUUAUUAUGUAGGCUAAUAAUACUUAUGGCAUAUUUUUUGGAUUUGAAAGUAGAACUCAAGUA
Molecule: messenger RNA, 991 nt
Organism: Camelina sativa (false flax)
Lineage: Eukaryota; Viridiplantae; Streptophyta; Magnoliopsida; Brassicales; Brassicaceae
Product: putative B3 domain-containing protein At5g58280
Molecular function (GO): DNA binding
Source: RefSeq, a predicted model, not a curated record